UUAGAUGACUUGUGCAGACUCACCCCAAAGUUAGCAAAGCCGGAGUAAGAGAAGUUUCAGGUCCGACAACCGGACCAUAAACUCUAGCAAAAACACGCCGAUUUCGGGCAAUUUUACCCCGUUGGAAGAAUAUUUACAAGUUCCUGGAUCGUCCCGAACGACUUCCUUGCGGAGGCAACCGGAUUUUCGUGCCAAAACGGGUGAUUUUGAGUCCGGAAGGAGCGACGAAGAGAGAGGUGACCGUCCCGUGUGGGAAUCAGACGGAGUGGUGGGGUAGGGUUUGACGUUUCUGUACGGACUUUUCUUCGGGUUUUCCUUCAUUUUUACACCGUUACCCUGUGGAUUUAACACUGACAGCCCCGUAGAGGGACCUCACCAGUGUUUCGGUGAGGUUUUGAGUUCCGUUGGUGUACGGGACAGUUCGUCGCGGGAGUUUUUGCGUGGACUCGAACUUGCGACCUCUUCUACCAGCUGGGGCCAAGAUGGACGCCCAGGGCAGACAGGUCCUUUCUCACGGAGACCCGGAGGGCGACUUGGAGAAGUUGUUCGCCGCCGUCAUGAACAAGAAGGAAGGGCAGCCAGUCUCCGUACCCAUGAGGAUGAGAAACCUUCCUCCAUCCUUCUUUAGCCCGCCGCCAGACCGACCAAAGGGCGGUGCUUCGGCGGCAGCCUACCCGGGCCCCCCGCCAACCUCUCAGAUGUCUCCCCACAACCUCCCCAUUGCCCACUCGAGGGCCCACUCCUCCCCAGCCUCGCUCCAGGCCACACAGCAGGCAUCACAACAGUUCCAGCACCUGAGGCAACAGAGCUACGACCCCACGGCCAUGGACGACCUGGGGCCCUUACCGCCGGGCUGGGAGAUGGCACACACCGCAAGCGGACAGAGGUAUUAUCUAAACCAUAACAACCAGACCACGACCUGGGAAGACCCGAGAAAGUCGCUCAGCACAUCGUCUCUCAACCAACCACAGAGCCCCGCCGGCACCCCAGUCAGAUCCCCGGGGUCAAUGUCCCCCCUGUCCCCCUCUCCUGCACAUUCCCAGCAAGGUCUGAACAACAUUAACAACAUCCCUUUACCCGAGGGUUGGGAACAGGCCACUACCCCUGAAGGGGAGAUCUACUUCAUCAACCACCGUACACAGACCACUACCUGGCUGGACCCCAGACUUGCCAUGAUGCAGCGUCAGCAGACCAUCCCCCAGCACCAGCAGCCCCCCUACCAGGCGCGCUCCCCCACCCCCCAGCAGCAGGCACAGGUCAACGAGCAGCAGCGCCAGCAGAAGCUGCGGCUGCAGCGGCUGCAGCUGGAGAGGGAGCGGCUGCGCAUGCGGCAGGAACAGAUCAUGCAGCAGGAGAUGGCUUUACGUGCAGGGCAGAUGCCAGAGGAACAGAUGAACGUAGCGGGGAUGCCGCCCGCGUCGCAGGCCGCCGUGUCGUCCGCCUCGCAAAACCCCACCCAGACCACGUCAGAGAUGCAGGCAGUCACCACAACAGGUAUGGACCCGUUCCUGAGCAGCGGAACUCCGUACCACAGUCGUGACGAGAGCGCAGACAGCGGUCUGGGCAUGAGCAGUAACUACUCCCUCCCGCGUACGCCCGAGGACUUCCUCAGUAAUGUGGACGAGAUGGACACAUCAGAAAACACUGGUGCAGAAAAGAUGCAGACGAGUCGCCCCAACUCGACCCAGCCUCAGCCCGGGCGCGGCAUGCCUGACAUCCUGGACACCAUGCAGGGCACCAACGUGGACCUGGGCUUCCCGGAGACGGAGAGUUCCAACGUAGACAGCGAGGAACUGGUGCCCAGUCUACAGGAAGCGCUGAGCUCAGACAUACUCAACGAUGUUGAGAACAUGUUGUCACCAUCCAAGAUCGACAACUUCCUCACCUGGUUGUAGUGCAGCCAAGGCAACAACAGUAUUAACCAGCCUUGGACGAAGGCCCAGAAGGACAACUUAAGUCGCAAACGAUUUGUUGCCUACACAAACCAUUUUUCCUAUGCCGCGUUCAGGUCACAAAAUUUUCCUGCACGAAGCUCGCAAGAUUUUUUCAUAGAGCUUUACGUACUUCGAACCGACAAAAUGUUAGACGUAGCCAGAAAAAUGGUUUUGGCAGUUGACGAAAGUUGUACUUGUGGGCCUUCGUAGCCUUGAAAGGUAGCCAUAGGCUGAUAUGGGUUCAUGUGUAUAAGCAGUCAUGUCGAAUAAGAAUAGUCUGUUGGGAAAUAGACAGAAGGAAGAGACGAAGACUGCCGCAGCAAAAUAACCUUUUAAAGAUAUCGAGCAAUAUCACGAAGAGGCCACUUACAAAAUAUCUGGCACGGUCAUAUCAAAGUUUACGGUGCCAUUUGUACCUACUUAAUAGGAUGUUCUGUUGGUUUCACCCGGUCUCCAGCCUGCAUGCCUUAUAUGGUAACCCACCUCGACCAAUCGCACGGCUGCAUGAGUGGAAUUGACCAAUGAGAGGAUAAUUCCUUCUGACCAAUCAGUCUCUUGUUCAUACUGACAAGCCAAGUAUGGGUUGUAUAUUUUUAUCAAAGAUAUUAUCAAAAUUUUAAAAAAAUUCAGAAAAAAAAGAAAGAAAAUUGGCAUAUUUUUUUGCAAAGUUGUGAAAAGAGGCUUUUUAUGCUGUCAAACCAACAGAAUAUCUGAACACUAGUAAUUCUAUGGCCUGACCACUUUAGGGUUAAGUUUUAAAUUAGUGUUGUAAAGAUUUGUUUGAUAUCUCAAUAUAUAACAUUUUUGUCUUCAUUUUAUAACUAGCUAGUAUGAAAAGAAAGUUAUUUUCACAUCAUAUCAGGUGAAGAAAUGUAGUACAGUAGUCAUAUCUUUUAGUCGUUUGCAUAUCACCCAGAAUUAGCGUACUAUACGGUGUAGAGAGGACGAUCUUUUCAUUUUAUUUUGUAUAUACGUUUGGAUGAGAUGUUAUAAUCAGAGUGAGUGAGUGGGAAGAUAUAUUGACUUUAAAGUUUUAGAUUUGUUGAAUAUAGAAUGAUUUAGCAAAUCAGUUGAUCAAUGAAUUCAUCAGCAUUGCUGCCAACUUUAACAGAUCUUAUUUACAGUACCGCGUUGCCAGUACAGCGAUUUUUGAUCUUGGUUUAAUGUCUUGCUAAGCGACGAAAGAUUUUUGAAAUGUGGGAUAAUUUCAGGUUGCCUUCUAGCAGAAGUCUUCCAUAAAAAAUUCUAAAUUCAUUCUUUGCAAAAGCUUUAACCGAAGUCAUUGACGUGCUCUCUGUUUCGCUGCGGUCACUUUCGUUGUAGGUCAUCGUAUGAUUUUGAUGUCGAAUUUUCAAGCAGCCUAUGGUGGAAGAGUUUAAGGCAGCUUUUUCAGUACCAGCAAGACAGCAGAAUUUGGCAAGUGGCAUGUAUGCAUACCCCAAAAAUGCUCUUGGUUUGCUAUCAUACAGCAACAACAGUACGAUGUGAUCGGGGCCUUUAAGUUAGACGAAAACAUACUCUCAGAAAAACGUUUAUUGUUCACUGACCAUCCAGAACUAUUGAUGGUAAUGAUUUCAUGAAACUUAUGAUUUUACGAUGGCUUCUUUUGCAAGCUUAGUCGUUUCAUGCUGACCAUCUGAAUUAUUGAUACUUUUGCUUUACGCUCGCUUUAGUUUUUAAUUAUGCUGUACAUUUCUUUAUGCAAGUGUGGCAUCGCCGCCUCACCAUUUUAGUUGAUGAAAUUUUUCUUGUUUUUCCAAGUCCGACUUUUAGUUUUGCAUUUCUUUUGAAAUAACUAGCUAUGGACUUUGAAUGGCAUUUUGUUUCUGUGCAUAAAUGAUAGUUUGGAAUGCCGCUUGUCUCUUACUGAGACAAAAACUAUGGCUCACAUCUUGCCACUAUGUAACAAGAGCCUGGGAGUUGUUGCACUAGCGUUCCAACAAACACUACUGGCAUUACCAUAGCAACAGCACGUUGUCAUAACAACUGACAGAAUCAUUGCUGCAUUACUCUUACUUACAUCAACGCGUAUUUCUGACAAGUUCACUGUCAUUCCAGUGACUAAAGAGAUAUAUUUUCCUGUGUCGUUUUGUAUUUCUAACGUCCACCGUGCCUUAUACCAUAGGUAUUUUCUAAGCAAUAAGAAAUGAGAACUCUAUGCUCAUGUGCUAAACGAUAUUUCCCUCUAUCAAAUACAGCAAAGGUAUAUUUAACUUAAAACCAUGAAGUGCCUUACGUAGUAUCUCAUCUUGGUCCUGUUAGUUGCAUAUCACGUAUCGCAAAUAGUUGUAUCACCAAAUGACCAUAUCUUUUCUAUAGAUGCCAAAGUGAGGAAUUAUGUUAAGGUGAUGGAAUCCCUAGUUACAAGUGUAUUAGCCAUUGUCUAUAUAUACGUUUAAAGAUUGUUUGUGGACCUUUUUAGAGAUCCAUUGCAUGCUGGGAGAUACAGUGCAUUAUGGGUAGCAAAUUUCGAACUUGGUAUACGUGCACAGCGUACAUGCGUGCAUGAUGAUUUUGUAUGCCGCAUGCGCUACCCACAGUGCAUUGCAUCUCCCAUUGAAAACUAUAUGGUAGCGACAAUGUAUACACGCUCGUGUAUGUAUCUCGGGACUCCAUUGUCUUUGUGUAGUUGACUCUACUGUAGAAUAUUUCAUAUCAAGAAGUAAAUAUAUUAGACAUAUCCUGUGUGCCAUAUCAGUUGCCCGAAUGUACGGUGUAGUACACUUAUACUGAAUGUUUGGGAAUAACCCCAACCCUUCCCUUUAUAAUUCGAUGCAGCCAUAUAAUUCUCACUACUUUCGUCAUAUCAGAUAAUGCGAAUCUUCAGUAAUGCACAAGUUCAUGUACUUAGAACCAUAUCACAAGAAAAUAUAAGGAUAUCAACAGCAAUGUUGCAAACCCGAAAGCUAAUCGCAAACAAAAGCAAAACAACAUGUGUAUACUUAAAACAGAGCAGGAAAAUUGAAUGUAUGAAUGAAUUAAAGAUGAAAUGACAACUAUUCUAAAAUCUAUUUACAACAAUUCUACAGAUAUGUUUUUGUAGACUGACGAAAAAUCCCACCAUAUUUUUGUGGAGCUGUAUUUUUGUCCUUGAACCAAAAUUUACCAAAUACUGCCACGCAUUGUAACCUAUAGCUUAUGCUAAAGACAAGCUGGUUUCUAUAGUGACUAGCGAAGAGUUAGAAACACAAGGUGUAAAUAGUGCCUUAUAGACUUAUUCACCACCAUAUCAGGACACUUUAAGGUAAAGUUUUAUACCGCUAGUAUGAAUAAUGUGAGUUUUAAAAAGAGAGAAUGGACUUUGGUUUUUAAGAUGUAAAUAGAACUUUUGAGAAAAAAA
Molecule: messenger RNA, 5274 nt
Organism: Branchiostoma floridae (Florida lancelet)
Lineage: Eukaryota; Metazoa; Chordata; Leptocardii; Amphioxiformes; Branchiostomatidae
Product: transcriptional coactivator YAP1-like
Exons: 8
Coding region: 483-1895 (470 amino acids)
Biological process (GO): positive regulation of transcription by RNA polymerase II; hippo signaling
Cellular component (GO): nucleus; cytoplasm
Molecular function (GO): transcription coactivator activity; protein binding
Source: RefSeq, a predicted model, not a curated record